This is a messenger RNA of Equus quagga, 1125 nucleotides long. It is a transcript of the gene TPPP3, whose product is annotated as tubulin polymerization promoting protein family member 3. Gene Ontology annotation, biological process: microtubule bundle formation; positive regulation of protein polymerization; microtubule polymerization. The record is from RefSeq and is a predicted model, not a curated record. Gene Ontology annotation, cellular component: microtubule. Gene Ontology annotation, molecular function: tubulin binding. Bases 170 to 754 code for a protein of 194 amino acids. The transcript is spliced from 5 exons. Lineage: Eukaryota; Metazoa; Chordata; Mammalia; Perissodactyla; Equidae.
UAAUACGGUGGAACCGCCCGGGCUGCAGUCCCGCCCCAGAGCCGGCAGGGAGCAGAGCUGCGGAGCCGCCUGGUCUCCAGCGUCCGUCGGUCCAUUCUUUUCGUCCUGUCCAUCGAACGCGCAUUGCAGGAGCAGCCACGAAGUAGAAGCCGACAGGAGUGAGCACUGGAUGCAGGAUCCUGCCAGUCCCCUGGGACAUGCAUCCUGUGGCAUGCAAGGUGGCAUGGCAGCGAGCACAGAUGUGGCUGGACUGGAGGAAAGCUUCCGCAAGUUUGCCAUCCACGGUGACCCCAAGGCCAGUGGGCAAGAGAUGAAUGGCAAGAACUGGGCCAAGCUGUGCAAGGACUGCAAGGUGGCUGAUGGAAAGGCCGUGACAGGGACUGAUGUCGACAUCGUCUUCUCCAAAGUCAAGGGGAAGUCGGCUCGGGUCAUUAACUAUGAGGAGUUCAAGAAGGCCCUAGAAGAGCUGGCAACCAAGCGAUUCAAGGGGAAGAGCAAGGAGGAGGCCUUCGAUGCCAUCUGCCAGCUGGUGGCAGGCAAGGAACCAGCCAAUGUGGGCGUCACUAAAGCAAAAACAGGGGGUGCUGUGGAACGGCUGACCGACACCAGCAAGUACACAGGCUCCCACAAGGAGCGCUUUGAUGAGAGCGGCAAGGGCAAGGGCAUUGCUGGGCGGCAGGACAUCCUGGAUGACAGUGGCUAUGUGAGUGCCUACAAGAAUGCAGGCACCUAUGAUGCCAAGGUGAAGAAGUGAGGCCUGGGAAGGCCCCCCAGCGCGGCUGCCCCAGCCAGAGGCUCAGGCCUGGGCCUAAGGGACAUGUGGAGCAAGAGAGCCCGGUCCCCUUCCUGCUGGACCUGCCACCCAGCGCUUCCUGCACAGCCCCACAGGGCCAGCCCACCAGGCCUCUGACCCAGACUGCUCUGCAUCCCCUUCCCCUUCCUCUUUCCUCCCUGACUUCUGUCCUUUUGUCCGUCUGGGGAGAGUCUGUGCCUAUAGCCUCACCGCCUGAACCUAGCCCUGGGCGUGGCUAACCCCUGCCUGCUUGCCUCAUAUUUAAGCUGCUGCUCUGGCCAAGUGCCUAAUUCUUACCUAGACCUCAAUAAAGAUAGCUUUUUUUACCAGUA